Molecule: messenger RNA, 1515 nt
Organism: Penicillium odoratum
Lineage: Eukaryota; Fungi; Ascomycota; Eurotiomycetes; Eurotiales; Aspergillaceae
Exons: 6
Coding region: 1-1515 (504 amino acids)
Biological process (GO): transmembrane transport
Cellular component (GO): membrane
Molecular function (GO): transmembrane transporter activity
Source: RefSeq, a predicted model, not a curated record
AUGCAAAUUCUCGCCAAAGCUAUGGCCAAAUCAGACGCAGAACAAAUUGAGUACCAAGAUACAUCGGCCAAGGGGGCCGAGCUUGAACAGGAUGCGCUCUAUCAAGCAUAUGCCUCGAAAAGUUCUGAGUGGAAUCAGAAGAUGAGUCGUACCCUUUUGCGGAAGGUGGACUUGCAUCUUUUGCCUUUCUUGAUUUUGAUGUAUCUGCUUAAUUUCUUGGAUCGCAACAAUCUCUCACAAGCGCGCCUUGGAUCUCUCGAAAAGGAUCUAGGGAUGAAAGGCACCGACUACAACUUGGCUACGAGCAUCCUCUUUGUGGGAUAUUUACUGAUGCAACUCCCGUCUAAUCUUCUUCUUACUCAAAUUCGGCCUUCACUGUUUCUGGGAAUUGCUAUGGCUAUUUGGGGUGUCAUUUCGGCUUGCCAGGCAGCCGUCCAAUCAUUCACAGGACUGGUUGUUACACGAUUCUUCCUUGGCUUUGUUGAAGCCCCAUUUUUCCCGGGUGCUGUUAUGUUAAUGUCGAGUUGGUACACCAGAAAAGAAUUGAGUGUCCGCAUCGCAUGGUUCUACGCAGGUAGCUCGCUGGCGAAUGCUUUUGGUGGAUUGAUUGGCGCUGGUGUUCUGGGUAACCUGGAUGGCGCCCAUGGCCUUGCCGGGUGGCGUUGGCUAUUCAUCAUCGAGGGCAGCAUCACCACUGGAAUAUCACUUCUGGCGGCUAUCUUCCUCCCAAAUUACCCUGCCACUACUUCGUGGCUGGACCCCCAGGAGCAAGCAUAUGCUCAAUGGCGGUUGAUUGAUGAUGCCGGCGAAGCCGAUGACGCGAGCACCAGUAGCAUCAAGGAAGCCCUAGCUAUGGUAUUUCGCGACAAGCGUAUAUACCUGUUCAUUUUAUUGCAGCAUACUUCUCUCCUAUCCCAGAACUUCCAAUACUUUUUCCCGACCAUCGUGCAAACUCUUGGACACAACAACAUCGAGACUUUGUUAAUCACCGCACCGGUCUGGAUUGCCACUUUCUUCGUCUCCCUCUUCGUCACCUGGACGUCCGGCAAGACAGACGAUCGCAGCUGGCACAUCAUUUGCUUGAUGAUGAUCAGUGUAGUCGGAGGUGUCAUUUGUACCGCAACAACAAAUACCGGCGCAAGAUUCUUCGCCAUGUUCUUGAUGCCAAUGGGUGCCGUGUCCGCAUACCAGAUCAUCCUUGCCUGGGUCGCGAAUUCAUUCCCCAGACCCUUGGUCAAGCGGUCUGCUGCGAUUGCACUUGCCAAUAUGAUUGGAAACACAGCUUCAAUCUACGGGAGCUACAUGUGGCCAGACUCAUCCGGUCCCAGAUACCUUCCUGGAGGGAUAGCGACUGCUGUAAUCGCUUUACUAGUUGCUGUCAUAGCCCUCGUUAUUCGUCUCGUUCAUAUGAAGAUGAACAAGAGACUGGAAGAGGCGGAAUCAUCGCAAGAUAUUCCCUCUGUGGAUUCUAGUGACCUGGACAGCCGCGUUAUUAGAUUCCGUUAUAUUCUAUAA